Molecule: messenger RNA, 579 nt
Organism: Acyrthosiphon pisum (pea aphid)
Lineage: Eukaryota; Metazoa; Arthropoda; Insecta; Hemiptera; Aphididae
Exons: 2
Coding region: 1-579 (192 amino acids)
Source: RefSeq, a predicted model, not a curated record
AUGUUGAAAAUGUUGUUGUCUUUAACGUCAAAGGGUGACUCAGGUAGAAAAUUUGUUCCAGCUGUAAAAAGAAGCAAAGAAAAUUCAUGGAAGUUGUUUACAUCAACCAUAGGACCCAAAAGCGACCCAAGCCUAGUUUGGUCUAAAGUCAGAUCCUUGCGUGGUCUCAGCAAGGAAAAAGAACUCCACAUUAUAAAAGAUAACUCUCUUCACACCAACCCGACCGAGGUCGCUAACCUCAUCGGAAAUAUCUUCUACGCAAACAGCUCUGACACCAACUAUGAUGAGCCAUUUAUAAAUAUGAACAACAUAAGCGACUUCCAAGAACUUCAUUCCAACAGUAACCCAACAGACCAGGAACAAAAAUAUUUAAACUCCCCAAUCAGUUUAAACGAAUUAAACUGGGUCAUAACCAAUAGCUCCAGUCUCUUCCUCGGUCCCGACGAAAUUCCAUAUAUCUUCAUACACAAUUUGCCUCUGUCAGCAAUCCACUUCAUGCUCCACUUAUUCAACAAAAUUUGGGACAGCGGACAAAUCCCUAAGCUUUGGAAACAUGCUUAUGUUAUCCCUAUUUUAUAG